Physcomitrium patens is the source of this 1589-nucleotide messenger RNA. RefSeq names its product MYB-like transcription factor 4. The record is from RefSeq and is a predicted model, not a curated record. Lineage: Eukaryota; Viridiplantae; Streptophyta; Bryopsida; Funariales; Funariaceae.
AAAUAUUAGAGGUUGGCCGUGGGGUCUCCACUGCCAUUGCUCUCCGGGUCAGCUCAUGUCGACGUGAUGUGGAGGAAUAAACUAUCUCGGCGAGGUGAAAGCGUAUUCAACAAAGCUUCAGCACUAAAAAGACUAGGUUGAAUUGAGAUUAAAGUGGUCAGAUUGGUGGUAGAGCUCCAAUUUUGUAAUCAAGCUAGCUGAAUCAAUACCGUGGGUGCGAAUGUUACAAGGUGGUAGAUUCAGUUGUUGACUUUUGAGGUCGCCACGAACGAUACACGCUGCCUGCAAUCAGCAUUGGUUUGUUCAGAUGGGUAGGGCGCCUUGUGGCAGGGUGCAAUCUGAGGAAGGAUUCUACAAAGGACCUUGGACCGAGGAAGAAGACGCUAUUCUGAUUGCCUUCAUCAAGGCCGAUGGAGAGGGCAACUGGCGCACUCUUCCCAAGCGCUCAGGGUUGAAACGCUGCAGGAAAAGCUGCAGGCUAAGGUGGAUGAACUACCUGCGCCCGGACUUGGAACGCGGGAACUUCUCUCCAGAGGAAGAUGAGCUGAUAAUCAAGUUACACUCUCUUUUGGAGAAUAGAUGGUCGUUGAUUGCUGGUCGCAUCCCUGGUCGAAAAGACAACGAGAUUAAAAAUUACUGGAAUUCUCGGUUGAGACGCAGGCUGGGCAGAAUGGAAUCCGAUCCGAUAUGCCGAGAAGUAGUCGCAACACCAUUAUCAAUCGCAUCCUUGGAGUCAUCCAUCAAAGUUGAGGUGGAGAGUUCGUGCAGUCAUUUGGACACCGGCGAAAGCUCAUCUCUCGAUUCCAUAGCCACAAACCUCUCGUCACAUUUCACCACCCCAGAACCUAGUGAUCAAGAGGCACCUCUUUCUAGUGACGCUCAUGACAUCUCCAACUUCCCACAGUUUACUUUAUUCCCCAGCGUCAUUCGGCAAGGCGAAGCCAUCACGUCCACGCCCAGCAGCCAUGAGACUGUGGUCGGGAGACGAUGACUGGGAUUGUUGGCCACCCCUCGAAGAAAUCGCCGAAAGAAGUCCCGCAGAGCAGAAGCCCUCACAUGCCCAGCUGCCUGAUAGCGGUCCUUUCCAUCCUGCACAGUCUAGGGAGGAUAUCUCCUGCGGUGGCUUCGACUACCUCGGGGAUGACAUCUUAGAUUUCGAAUACGAUAACCAGGAGACGUCUAAUUCGCAUAAGUUGAUGCAUUUUGCGCUCUUCGCACCCCUGCAGAGCAAGGCUUCGUAAUCACGGCCCAACUUCCUGCACCGCAGCUUGCAACAGUUGCUCAUGCUCACAUGUUGGUAUCUGUCACCGAGUUAGUGUGGAUUUUAUCGAUUGGCAUCUGUCUCUCUUUCGAUCUAGAUGUAUAUAUCAUUUAGAUAGCGUGAGUUGUUGCGAUUAGUCAACAUCGCAUGUGCGAAGUGUAUUGUAUGUGUUGUAGCUCCACACUGACGUUUCCAGAAAGGUUGCAUCCUCACCGACACAUACGCACACAAAAUCAGAAGUCGGUGGAAACAAUCAGCUCCCUCUCGAGUUCAAUUCACUGAUACAAAGUUCAUUCUUCACGGGAAAUUUUGGCUUCAGCUUUGAGCA